Callithrix jacchus (white-tufted-ear marmoset) is the source of this 16235-nucleotide messenger RNA. The record is from RefSeq and is a predicted model, not a curated record. NCBI's taxonomy places the organism in Eukaryota, Metazoa, Chordata, Mammalia, Primates, Cebidae.
UACACUGUGAUAUGAUAUAUGUAUGCAUGUGAAAUGUAUACGUGUGGAAUGGCAGAAUCAAACUAACAUAUCCAUCACCUUAAAUACUUACCAUUUGUUCCUCCUGCUUAACUGCAACUUUGUACUCUUUAACCAACAUCUCCUUAUUCCUCCCCAUCCCCACCCAAUCUCUGGUAACCACCUACUGCUUUCUGCUUCUAUUGAGUUCAGUUGUUUUAGAUUCCACAUAUAAGGAAAACAUGUGGUUUUUGUCUUUCUAUAUAAUUGGGCCUUAUUUUAGAUAGUCUUCCUCUUGGCCUUGAGUUAUUUUAUUUAAAAUUAGCCUGAAGCUUUUUUUUUAUAUUAAACUGAGGGAAGACAUUGUUCCUGUCUUUGAUGGCAGUUCGUCCUAAAUUUUACCAAUAACUGUACACUUUUUGGUAAGUUUUAUCUUGUAUCUAUUGCAUCUGUUGGGAUGCUUAUAGAGUUUUUCUUCUCUUAUCUGUGAAUAUGGCAUUAUUGGUAGAUUUUCUGAACCAUUUAUGAUAACCAGGGCAAAACCUAUUUGUUCUUAGUGGAUUUUCAUUUACGCUAUAGAAUUAGUCCAUAUUUAAAGGAUAUUUGUAACUGUGUUCAUAAAUGAGGUUAGUCUGUAAUUUUCUCUUCUUCUAGUGUGUUUAUUUUAAUUUGGAAUCAAGGAUAGAUAUUCUAGCCUUAUAAAAUGAGAGUCAUAUCUAUCUUAGUGUGGAAGAAACUCAUGAUAUUACCUCCCCUUGAGGCAUUUGCAAUCAAUUUAAGUUAAAACUCUUAACUGGGAGGAAAAAUAUUUUUAACUUUAAAGAAUUUUGAGACAUAAACCUAACAUAGCGGGUUCCCUUUAACCAACCCUAUGCCUUUUUUUGGUUGUGGGACUGCAAGAAGAAAGUAGGGGAUAGAGAAAAUGUUGGUAAAGAAUAAGGUUGUUUCCAUAAGGCUCUGUCAUAGCAAUGCAAUUAUUUUGGUGAUUAUCUUUGUUUUUUGUCAGACCUAUGGUUUAAUAAAUUGGGAUUAAGAAGAUAGCAGGUUGAUGGCAUUAGUUAGGGAAGAUAUUAUGAGAGAAGGUGUUAAAUGAACAGAGAAAAAGGCUCUUGCACCAAAGUUAAAGGUGAUCUGAUAUUUACUUAGUUUAUUUACCAAAUGUCCUUUAUAAAGGCAAAAGGGUAGAACUUCUUCUUCAGGCCCCACUAUUACCCCACUGGUUGCAUUAAACCAUUUAUGACCUCAUUCUUUAUCUGAGUCUUUCCUUGGGGCUAGUUUUAGUCAUAUUUUUAUCUCUAUAAAACAUCAGGAUGGGAGGUGGUGUGUGUCUGUAGUCUCAACUGCUAGGGAGGCUGAGGCAGGAAGACUUCUUGAAAACAGGAUUUCAAGGCCAGCCUAUGCAACAUAGUGAGACCCUAUCUCUCUGAAAAAAAAAAAAUCUGGGGAGGUAGCUGUGGCUUUACAUGUGAUUUGACCCAUAUUUCAUCUUAUUUAAUCCUGUAAAAAAUAAUUUAAAAAACAAAUGUUAGGAACUUUAAUCUUGGGGCUUCUUAACUGUCUGAUGUGACUGAUGAUGUAAUUUCUUUAAAGAGAAUAUGCUUACUUUUUUUGUUCUUCUAAUUGUAUGAUAAUUUUAAUCAACACAACUUUUAAGCAUAUACAAUGUACCAGGUAAGAUAUAUGUAUGUAUGUGAAAUAUAUGUGUGUGAAAUGAUAGAAUCAAAUGAAUGGAUAUGUAGAGACAAUAUUCUUAAGGAGUUUGAGCUCUCCUUUUCCAUCUUUGCUCUUUAUGGCCCUUUCCUUUUCUGAUAUCCAAGCACUUUUGUUUCUCUUUGCCUCUCUGUCAAAGCAAAGAGACUUUUAAAGGAAAGUUUGAGUCAAACCUAAGCUGCUUCCAUUGAGAAGAAUUAGUAUAGUUUUCUGACCAUGGGCCUAUUGUUUGUUUAGAAUGCAGCAUUAAUAAGGGCACAAUGCUAGCCUUGAUUUUUAUAUGGACCAAUUAACUUUUCUCUUUUCCAUGACUUUGGAUCACUACUCUAAUGAUUGAUACUUGCUAAAGACCAGGUGAGAGGAGUUGGUUGCAAAAUGUUAGAAAAAUAGGACAAAUUGCAUUCUUGCCUGGUAUCAUUCUUAUUUAUAAAAGGCAAACCAUUACUUAAGGGCUUUGCUUUAAAACGAUUAUUAUUAAAAUAAGUUGUAAAGGAAUGUGGAAAAAAGAAAAGGUAAUGAAAAGGAUUUUCUUAUGUUAUUUAUUUUUUUCUUUCUGUAUUAGUUAAUUCUUAAGAAUGUCUUCUCCAUGUCAUUUAGUUUCCUUUUUAAUACCUUUGGAUGCAAGAUUGAGCUUUGCUGGCCUUUAUUUCUUGUUCCUCAGGUGUUAGUGCCAGCUUUGGCAACCUCAUUGUCAGUGCUGGCUCAAAUGAAGGAAUGGCUGAAGGCUCCUUUUGGAUACCCACUUCACUGGUUAUUUUAAUUGCUCAGAGGGAUAAUUGUUGAGUGGUGCCAUAGGAUAGUAUUUCCCUUGCCACAGGGGUUAGGAAUUCUGCCCAAUAAUCACUCCUAUUCCUGCUGGAUAUGUGUCUGUGAGUGAAAAGACAUAACUGGCUUGAGAUAUAUCCCUAAAGCUCUAUGUAGGGAACCUGUUAGAUUAACUUUUGGAAACUGAUGGAGUCAUCAUGGAUACUUUCCUAUUGAUCUUUUGUAGAAACAACAAAUUUGCAAAGCUUAAAAUUAGCUUCUUAAUUAUCUUACUCUAGGACACCUUCUCAUGUAGUGUCCUCGGACUACUUUUCUUUGCUUUCCUCUUUCACAGACAAAGCUGUUGGAGGAACAAUAGGUAUGUAAGUGAUAGGGAUUGGACUUCCAAAGAAUUUUUAUUUUCACUGCUAUUGUGGCUAUAUCUGCUGUUGUAAAGGGCCAUGAAAUACUGUUUUCUGGUAUUCUGUGGAAUAAAACUGUCUAUACUUUCUAAGACACAGUAUUGAACAAAAUUCUGGGUCUAGUAUCCAUUAGAUAGCUCCUCAAACUUAGCUGCUUUUGUGAGUGGAAGGGAAGCAUCUGAGACAAAAAUGUUUGUAGUUUUGAAACCUCUUAUUAAGGAAUAACUGAUUUACAUUAAUGUAGUACACAAAAAUAAUGGUGAACUUGUAUGGGUCACAUUUUAGGAUUAGCUUAAUAGUUGUAAUUUCUAAAGUUGAAGUCAAUGGAGAUAAAGUAUAAUGGGGCUGUUUGUUAAUUAACUUUUUAAGAAUUUUUCUCACUUAAUAAAAUAAAAAUGACAUCAAUUUUGAGUGGCUGUGUAGAUAGCAUUAAUUAAAAUGGAACAAAACAGAAGCUUCUGCUGAAGAUCUUAGGGAGUCAUCAAAUGACCUUGACCUCUUUGCUAAGACUGAAUAUUUUAAAGGCCCCAGUUCUUCUUCAUCCUUCCUUGUAUUUAUGACCUUUGCCAUAAAACUUUACAGUGCCCUUCCAAUAUUGAUAGGGCAUUUGUCCUCACGACUUGACUCUGAGAUCAUUUAGCUUACAUUGUCCAAUGGGAUGUUAACAUAUGUGACACAUGUAGAGGCUUGUAGAAGCACUUGUACAUGUCUGUUCACACUCUUGCUCUUUUCUGUUACUAUGGAAGAACAAUCCUGGGCUAGCCUGUUGGAGGAUGAGACAUAUGGAGCAGAGUUGAAUCAUGCUAGUCCCAGCCAAGGCCAGCCAACCACAAGACAUGUUAGUGAGCUCAACUGUAACCAGAGAGGUGUCCAGCUGACCUACAGACGCACAAGCUAAAUAAAUGCUUAUUGUUGUAAGCCACUAAGUUUUGGGGUAGGCAAACCUGUAGCAUUCUUCUGGCUAUAGAUAACUGAUACAACCUCAAAUAACCCUCCUUUUUAAAGGAGUCCAUGGGACAGAUAUCACUGAUGAUCCUCAGUGAUUUCUUGUUGUUCCAAUGACAAUAUUUCAUGUUAGUUUCAAGAAAUUCCUAGAACAAGCUACUCAGGAGUAUUCACUUAAGACUUGACUUAAAGUGGAUUAUGUUUUAUCUGUAGGGAAUUCUAAAGAUAUUUUCCAUUCAGUCCACAUAUUAACCUAAUGUAUAGUAGCCUUAUGGAGCACAGAACCAUUUAGUUCAUAAAGAAAGAUAAAGCAGAAAAUACCCAUAAGUAGGCAAGUAAUUGAGGUAAGUUCAUAUAGUAGGAAAUGCAAAGGACAGUAUAUCCUUUGUCAAGAGCAAUUUUGACUAAGGAGAGGUAGCAAUGGUGGGUUCAGUAAAACAGAAGGCAAAAACAACGAUUAGGAAAAGGAAACUUGAUUUACCUUUGAGCUGGUUAAAGACAACAUGGUGUAAAAAUAGCGCUAUGAACAAAGACUGAGCUUUCAAAUCUUAGCUCCAUUUACAAUCUGCAAGCUCAACUUAUUAAAGAGACAGAGGGAUAAGGGAUAGGUUGGGGAAGGUUGGAUGAAAAGAGACAAAGAGUUGGUUUUGUUGGGGCAUGGUUCUUUAAUUCAUUGUGCUUUGCAGUCAGAUGACAGUUGCCUUUUCUAAGUUCAGGUUGUAUAUAGUAUUGCUAUUUCAUUUACUUUCUUUUGUAAUAGAAAGAAGUCUGCCUUUUAGUGAUCAUAUGAAAAGUAGCUGGCUGAGAGUCUUCUGGACAGAAGUAGGGCCUUACUGAACAUAUCCAAACAAUCAUGGCCCUCCAUACAUCUGAAGCUGUAUUCGGACAAGGGGUGUUAGAUGGGGGACCUGUACUUGGUUAAUUCAUUAUAUUACUUGGAAAGGUCCUUAUUAUUGCGCACAGCAGUGUGGUCACCUGGCGGUAGGUCAUUAGCAUUUUAGUCUUCUUUUCCUCACAACAAUGUACAAAAUGCUAAUUAGAGUAUUCUGAAAGCUAAGUAACCUGUUUUAAAAAUCAGACAUUUUAAUUUGCAGCUUUAAUGGCUGUUUUAUAAUAACUGGCUUUAUUGGGGGUAAAAGCACUUCUCAUGUUCCACUAGCAAGGCAGAGUAUAACAGAAGCUGACAAAAUUAAAAACCUCAUAAUGCGACCUUUGCCUGGGAUAAAAGGCUGUUUCAUAACAAUUUCCUUUUGUUCUUUGUUUAAGCCAUUACUCUAAAAGGAGCCUCCGAUUAAUCUAAGUAAAUGCAUCAUUACAGUACUAAUCCAUGUCCUUCUGUCAGUGUCUGUUUUAAUUAAAUAAGAAAUGCUAGCAGAAAGAUAUCACGCACAAAGCUGUGAUUGGAGAAAGAAGCACUGGUUGAUCAAGGAAAAGAUUAAAAAGAGCUUUAGUGUUUUGUCCAUUUGCAUAACUCCAUAUGCCACAGAGUUUCAGGUUGAAAAGAAAACUUACAAAAGAGUUUAGAACAUUUCAUUCUUAUAGAUUUAAAAUAAUGGGAUUUACCAAUGAAAUUCUAAUCAUCCCAUUUAUCACGUUAGACAUUUCACAGCAAGGAGCAGAACAGCUUGGGGUGUGUCUUUUAAACCUUUUAUGCAAUGUUGUCUUGUAUCUGUGAAAACAUACCUAUCAAAUUUGCAUGUGUUUCUUCUUAUUUUAGGUGAAGUUCAUGGUGAAACCUGGUUGUGGGCAUACAAUAUGAUUUAUUUUUUCUUUUUAAAGUGUCUUGCCACUUUUAGUUUUGCUUUUGUAAAAAAAUGGCUUUCUAUUGAUAACACGUUAAGAACUUAGGUGUUUAAUUGGUUGUUAACAAUAAAAGUACAUUUAAUAAUUGCUUAUGAAAUUGAAUAUCGUUACAUUGUUACACAGAAACUCUUCUUAGCAGUAGUGUUGCAGAAUUCCCGUGGUGAGGGCUUUCUUAAUAUACUGGCCAUUAUUUGAUGUAAUGAAAAGAGAAAGUGUACAACAAUGAGAUUGUUAAUUAAUUUAGCCUAACAAGAUGAAGAUAAAUGAAGAGAAGCACAGAUUGAAUGAAGCAAGAGGUCUUAUUUACAAUUUAACACGUUUUUAUAUAAUGCAGAUUUCAGUUGGUAAAAAACAGACAGACCCUCACCCCAAGUACUCACUAAAAACAAAAGUAUGUCUCCUCUCCACAAUUCAACACUAAAAUCUUGGUUUGACUUUACAGAAAACAUGUACUGUCUCUAGAUAGGAGACACCUUUACAGUGUGUAAACAGUGCUUUUCUUUGGCUAAUAAUCCUACACUAGUUAACCUUUAACUUCAGUAUUUUGUUAUUCCCAAUGUAGACUGGAGAUGACCAUGAGAAUAAUUAUCUAGAACCCUUUGGGUUUCUUGUUCUUCAGGUUAUCCUGAGACAUCUUGCUUUAGUUAUUUAAUAAUAAUUUUAUUUUAAUUCUUUUUUUGCCAAAGGAAAGAAGCUCAAAAGUGGGAAAAGAAAAGAAAAAACAAGCUCUGUGCCUUUUUACAUGUGAUUGAAUCUGUAGCAAUUGUACGGAAUUCUUAAAUUAGCAUUAUUUUUUAAGGUCUCUCUUUUAGUGAUUAAUGAGCUUUAUCCAGUAUUUGACCUUUUAUCAUUCUUGCUUUCUGCUCAGAAGUACUUCCUUCCUUCCUACUGUAGUUAGAAAAGACUGUCUCUUAUCUUACGUUACUGUAGGCAGUGGUAACAGGGCUCUCUACAAAUGGCGUUAUUAUGGUCACUAUGUUUUUAUCUCAGAGGUCACGAACAAAUCCAUGCAACUGCUUCUAAGGAUUUCAAUAAAUAGGACUUUUUAUCCAGACAAUCGCCUUUUAUGUUACUUUUAAACAAAACUACUAGUCCAUCAAGAGUUUCAAAAGAAAACAAUUCUACAGAGUGCCGGUAUGGCCGCACAGACCAAUCAUCAUGGCACCCAUUCUCCAGUCCUUUAUUUUUCAAGUCCACAACAAUAGGUUGUUGAUUCAAUGGACAAGACCAGAACAAUUAAGUUCUCUGUUUAGCAGCAGUGCAGCAUUUUAAUGCCCUACUCUAAUAAUGGUCUCAUUAUUGUUAUUCUAAGACUGGGCCUCAGGAGGAGGAAUAUUUGCUGGAGGUACGUCAUUAUUUUGCAAAUUUCGAUUAGCUCAUCAUGUUGUCUGUAGUGUGAAAAUCGUAGCUAAUUAGGGCAGCCAGUUAGACUACCAGCUUUUGAGCUUAUGAGUUAAAAGGUAGCAUACUUGAUAGGCCAGUGAUGUGAAAAAGGUGGUAAAAAAGGAGGAUUAGAGCAGUUGCCUUAGUAACUCCAACUUCCAUCUGUGAGGGAACAAUGGACUUGUGUUUCUCCCCUACCUUGGUGUAAAAAUUGGUUUUGUUUUGAAAGGACAGGGUUCUUUUUAUGACAAUCUGGAAUUCAGCCCAACUGAGUGUAGUUUUAGUUGUUAGGAGAGACCAUUGGGGAUAGGAAAGAUGAAAGGUCAUGGUGAGCUUCAAGGACAUGAAAGAAGAAUGUCUUCCAAGCAAGCCACCUCUCCAUUUGCCUGUGCACCUGAUGGAGAGGAUGCGAUGACGCAGGAUUUAACCUCAAGGGAAAAGGAAGAGAGCAGUGAUCAACAUGUGGCCUCCCAUCUGCCUCUGCACCCCAUAAUGCACAACAAACCUCACUCUGAGGAGCUACCAACACUUGUCAAUACCAUUCAACAAGAUGCUGACUGGGACAGCGUUCUGUCAUCUCAGCAAAGAAUGGAAUCAGAGAAUAAUAAGUUAUGUUCCCUAUAUUCCUUCCGAAAUACCUCUACCUCACCACAUAAGCCUGACGAAGGGAGUCGGGACCGCGAGAUAAUGACCAGUGUUACUUUUGGAACCCCAGAACGCCGCAAAGGGAGUCUUGCCGAUGUGGUGGACACACUGAAACAGAAGAAGCUUGAGGAAAUGACUCGGACUGAACAAGAGGAUUCCUCCUGCAUGGAAAAACUACUUUCAAAAGAUUGGAAGGAAAAAAUGGAAAGACUAAAUACCAGUGAACUCCUUGGAGAAAUUAAAGGUACACCUGAGAGCCUGGCAGAAAAAGAACGGCAACUCUCCACCAUGAUUACCCAGCUGAUCAGUUUACGGGAGCAGCUUCUGGCAGCUCAUGAUGAACAGAAAAAACUGGCAGCCUCACAAAUUGAAAAACAACGGCAGCAAAUGGACCUUGCUCGCCAACAGCAAGAACAGAUUGCAAGACAACAGCAGCAACUUCUGCAACAGCAGCACAAAAUUAAUCUCCUGCAGCAACAGAUCCAGCAGGUUCAGGGUCACAUGCCUCCGCUCAUGAUCCCAAUUUUUCCACAUGACCAGCGGACCCUGGCAGCAGCUGCUGCUGCCCAACAGGGAUUCCUCUUCCCCCCUGGAAUAACAUACAAACCAGGUGAUAACUACCCUGUACAGUUCAUUCCAUCAACAAUGGCAGCUGCUGCUGCUUCUGGACUCAGCCCUUUACAGCUCCAGAAGGGUCAUGUCUCCCACCCACAAAUUAAUCCAAGGCUAAAAGGCCUAAGUGACCGUUUUGGCAGGAAUUUGGAUACCUUUGAACAUGGUGGUGGCCACUCUUACAACCACAAACAGAUUGAGCAGCUCUAUGCCGCUCAGCUGGCCAGCAUGCAGGUGUCACCUGGAGCAAAGAUGCCAUCAACUCCACAGCCACCAAACACAGCAGGGACGGUCUCACCUACUGGGAUAAAAAAUGAAAAGAGAGGGACCAGCCCUGUAACUCAAGUUAAGGAUGAAGCAGCAGCACAGCCUCUGAAUCUCUCAUCCCGACCCAAGACAGCAGAGCCUGUAAAGUCCCCAACGUCUCCCACCCAGAACCUGUUCCCAGCCAGCAAAACCAGCCCUGUCAACCCGCCAAACAAAAGCAGCAUCCCUAGCCCCAUUGGAGGAAGCCUGGGAAGAGGAUCCUCUUUAGGUAAAUGGAAAAGUCAACACCAGGAAGAGACUUACGAAUUAGAUAUCCUGUCUAGUCUCAACUCCCCUGCCCUGUUUGGGGAUCAGGAUACAGUGAUGAAAGCCAUCCAGGAGGCACGGAAGAUGCGAGAGCAGAUCCAGCGGGAGCAACAGCAGCAACAGCCACAUGGUGUUGAUGGGAAACUGUCCUCCAUAAAUAAUAUGGGGCUGAACAACUGCAGGAAUGAAAAGGAAAGAUCACGCUUUGAGAAUUUGGGGCCCCAGUUAACAGGAAAGUCAAAUGAAGAUGGAAAACUGGGCCCAGGAGUCAUUGAUCUCACUCGGCCGGAAGAUGCAGAGGGAAGUAAAGCAAUGAAUGGCUCUGCAGCUAAACUUCAGCAGUAUUAUUGUUGGCCAACAGGAGGUGCCACUGUGGCUGAAGCACGAGUCUACAGGGAUGCCCGCGGCCGUGCCAGCAGUGAGCCACACAUCAAGCGACCAAUGAAUGCAUUCAUGGUUUGGGCAAAGGAUGAGAGGAGGAAAAUCCUUCAGGCCUUCCCCGACAUGCAUAACUCCAACAUUAGCAAAAUCUUAGGAUCUCGCUGGAAAUCCAUGUCCAACCAGGAGAAGCAACCGUAUUAUGAAGAGCAGGCCCGGCUAAGCAAGAUCCACUUAGAGAAGUACCCAAACUAUAAAUACAAACCCCGACCGAAACGCACCUGCAUUGUUGAUGGCAAAAAGCUCCGAAUUGGGGAGUAUAAGCAACUGAUGAGGUCUCGGAGACAGGAGAUGAGGCAGUUCUUUACUGUGGGGCAACAGCCUCAGAUUCCAAUCACCACAGGAACAGGUGUGGUGUAUCCUGGUGCUAUCACGAUGGCAACUACCACACCAUCACCUCAGAUGACAUCUGACUGCUCUAGCACCUCGGCCAGCCCGGAGCCCAGCCUCCCGGUCAUCCAGAGCACUUAUGGUAUGAAGACAGAUGCCGGAAGCCUAGCUGGAAAUGAAAUGAUUAAUGGAGAGGAUGAAAUGGAAAUGUAUGAUGACUAUGAAGAUGACCCCAAAUCAGACUAUAGCAGUGAAAAUGAAGCCCCGGAGGCUGUCAGUGCCAACUGAGGAGUUUUUGUUCGCUGAAUUAAAGUACUCUGACAUUUCACCCCCCACCCCAAGAAAAAGUUCUUAAAGAGCCCGCAUGCAUUUGUGGCUCCACAAUUACAUCAGCAGAAUGGUCUUAAUUGUUUCGUAAAGUGUGAGACAGAUUAAGUUUUCCCUGAUUUUUCAUGAACUUGAGUUUUUUGUCUUUAUUGUUAUUGUUGUUGUUGUUGUUGUUGUUUUAAUUUAGGUGAAGACAUAUUAAAUAUGAGACACCAGGACUUGAAAACUUAUCUCAUCCCAUAGAUGUCUUACAAGUCUUAUAUUUUUGUCUUACUUUUUUUUUCUUUUGGAUGUUGAUAAAGGUUUAAGUUACUGUUUUAGAUGGGGUUAAACAUUCUCACUCAGGUAUGCUGUGCCGGCCUACAGGUUGUGAAUGUGUUUUUAUUCUGAAUUAUCUUAGAAAACAACUGAGGAUUUCAUAUUGUGAAACAGAACAAGUCCACGGCGUGUGCAGCUGCAUGUAGAGCAUAUUCAAAAGGCCUCAGAAUUCCAGUUUUCCAUGUGUAGAGUUAAACUUUGAAUGUGCCAAACUUUUUCUUAACUUUUGGAUCUUAAUAUUUUUAAAGUCUUAAAAGAGACACUGCAAAGUCUUAGACAAUCUUUGGCAUCUUAAAAUAAAAGAGAAAACCAACUUUUUUUUUUCCAGAAAAUGGUAAAGUGCUCAGGAAUCUGGAGACAAGAUAUUUUAAGGAAUGAACAAGGUUGCCACAGUGCAUGGACCCAAUUGUGUUUGCCUGUUGACGUGCCAUCAGUGCAUGAUGUGGUAUGACGUACACACACCAGAGCGAUCGCCACACCAGAUAUCGACAGGGUGGUUUUCUCUGCCUGAGACCACCUCUCACUACAUCCAUUAUCCCUUUGCCUUUAACCCUGACAUUCAGUCUUAACACAUCUUCUCUUAAAUAAUUUAUUCAUUCCAGAAUGUCAAGGGUCCACUUACUAUUUAUUUUGUUAAAAAAUUGUUGGUGGCAUUAAUUUAAUAAUUCUUGUUUUUCACCCUUUUUCCCCAAAUAAUUUUUUAGUCCUUUUCACCUCCUUACCUUGUGUACAUAGUGAUUUUAUGCCCCCAGAACGCCUGGAAGCAUUUCUGAAACCAAGAUACUAUUAAAAACUUAUUAUUGUUUUUAAUCAUGAGUAUAUAUCUGGCUGCAGGGCUGUGUAUUGGGAGAGAGGUGUAUAGUCUUACACUUAAACAGGUAUGCCCCUGAGGUUCACUGUGACCUCAAGUUUUUGCCAGAAUUUUCCCCUAAUUCGGUUCACGAGUGGUAGGGUCUGCAUCUUCGGCAUUUCCCCCUGAAUUCCAUUGGUAGCAAGGGUCAACAGUGGUGACUGCCAGGCAGGAGAGUCCUGCGGCCAAACCUGAGCCCCAGGCUUGUGGGCCAUGCAGAAGUCUCAGUGAAGCUGUCCUGGGCUGGCACCUUUACACUGAAUUGCCUUGUCCCAGCUGGCACAUCCAGGGAGUUCAUUGCAAAAUCUCCAGGAUGCAAGAAGCCAUGUGAUAGCCUCAGAGCACAGAUAGUGGCAAAUAAUCAUAAUACAUCUAGAAAAUGAAAGAAAACCAUAGGGGAGGAGAAGCGGGGGAAUACAUUCCCUAUAUGGGAUGUUCCUACUGUUAACUCUGGGGAACAUAUAGCUCCAGGGGCAGUAGAUAGGUUCCUCUGGCUGACUCUUAUCUGUGGCCACAUGGGGACAUACCUACAUGUGAACAGGAUGAACUGCAUUUGUCACACAAGGAUUUCUUUGGAGACAUGCUGCUGGGUGGGAAGCAGUGAGGUUUUAUUCCCCAUCUCCUAACUACAGGGAGCUCUGCCAUGCCAUUUUGACCUUCCUGAAACCAGGACGGGUUGCCUAUGGGGGGGCUUCACCCAGAGAGGUUUAGUGGGAGAAUGUCAGUGAAUGGGACAGUUCAUCUCAUGGGACAACCCAGAAUCUGAUCACCAGGACAUAGGAAUGGCCCCAUCAGAUUUCUUGAGCCAUUUUGUCACUUGGAAGAAAAUAGUGUACCUUCGUAUUUAUUUGAGUGCUCAAGGCCUACUAGCAAUAAACAGGUCUAGCCAAGAAAUUACCAGCUAUGCCAUUAGCUGAGAGUGCUCUCUAUAAGCUGAUUAAGGUACUGAUAGGAAUGUUUUGUUCUUCAUAUUGGUUGGGGAUUAGAAAUUUGUUUUUGUACAUUUAUUUCAAAUGAGGAGGAGGUCUUUUUUUCUAAAAAAAAAACUGAAUAUUUAUUAUUGUCUUACUGAUUUCUUUGAUUUAUAUACCUCUCCUCCUCUGUUCACUCUCGUUUUUUUUCUCUUUCUCUUUGGCUUUUGCUUGUGCUUUCUCUCACUUCUCUUAUUUUGUUGCAUUGGUAGAGUGUUGUAUGGCUAGUUUUGUAUUGUAUGUAAUUAAUUUUGCACAAAGGCAAACAUUUAGCAUAGUAGGUUAAUUUUGUUUGUUUUUAUGACCAUGCCAAAAUAAUAUUCUGGGCUGGUGGAGAACAAAGGACUGUUCUUUAGGACUGAAACUUGAUUUUGCUUGUAGUAAGUAAAAAAAAAAAAAAAAAAAAAACACACACACUCACAGAUGUUGUUUCGUAAGUGUUAUAAGCACUGGAUAUAAAUGGUAUUUUUUAUCACUUCUGACUAAUGUGAAACUGUUGUACGAAAACUACAUGAACAAAAGUCAUCUGUUUCGACUCGUGUGGGCUUGCCUCACAGUUGCCGGAUUUGAGUCAUUUUUAUGUCUUGUUAUUUCAUUUAUUUAUGCAAAAUACAUGUGUGUAUGAACACUUUGUUUUAGCUCCAGCUCUGCCUCAGUACUGGGGUUCAGUUACUUUAAGCCAUGUUCUUAAAAAUGAAAGGCUAUUCAGGAAUGAUCUGAUUGUAAACAUCUCUUUCAUUGGAUCAAACAGUAAUGCUGUAUUUGAAUCUAAAUUUUGUGUAUAAGCAGUUUAUUUAUUAGCCAAGUUUGGCUCUAAAUAUCCAUGGAAAUUAAGAAUGACAAUCAUAGGGAUCACUUCAUUUUAUUUUCAGUGGGGCUUAAACAAAGUUUUUAUGACUUUACCAUCUCAUUUUAGAUUUUUCUAAUUGUGUAAAUAUAACAUAGAAAUAGAAUUUAUUUUUGGUUCAUGAAUUCUUAGUGAGAUAUAAGUUAUGUAUUUCCUUUUUGUUCUCUAUCCGUAGAUGCUGGUCCAAACUGAAAGUUGAUGAGUCACUGUGCCUCAUGGCAGUAGUGAGUUAUCAGUUACAGUGAGAGAGCAGUGUUCAGCCUGCAGCUGGGACAGGCUUCACCAGGGUUCUCAUGCAGUUCAGAACCCACUGUCCACAGAUUCAGACAUUUCCCAGUUUCUUACGGAAAGUUGAUGAUUGGACAUACUAAAUUUCCACUACAGCUAGGAGACAGUUUGCUUUGUGAGUCCACAUAAAUCUUCUAAGGUAGUUCUGUGACCAUUUAAUAGCAAGAAGCAUGAAUGCCAUUAUGAAAGCAAAAAUCCACCUCUGAGAUUGGCCAUUAUUAAAAGUUCCACCAUGUCAGUUUGGUGUCAAUAAUAUUAAGCAACCUUGCUUUUGCUUCCUAUUCCAUAGUAUCUUCAAAUCUAAGAUAAAAAGUAUCUCCAUUUUGUUAAAGAACACACAGGGUCGGGGUUCUCCUUGUUACUUAGAAUUGGAACACUGGCAGACAAUCCUCUCCUUAAAAAAAAAAGGGCGAUAUGGAAUAGAAGGGAAAGGAGAAAAGAAGGAAGGCAGGAAAAAGGAAGGAAGGGAGAGAGAAAGAAAAGGUCGCUUUGCGGAAGUGAGCCGCCAGGCCGACAACUUUUCUAUUUCAUUGGCAGAUAUGAAACAGUGUCUUUUCCAGGAAGGUAUGGAAGCUUUGUUGUUUUCACACGUAUCCAACUCAGUCUUUUAGGAGCACAUCAGUUUGCUUCAUUAGAUAUUUGAUACUCUCCAGCCUUGUCCUCAGGCCUGAUUUGAUUUGCCAGGGUCCUGACACCAAUGCCCAGGCCAACUUCUAAAUUCAGGUGUGGGCUCACAGUGCUAUUGAGCUUGUCGAAUUCUGGCCUCCCCUGAACAUUUAGCCCCACGGGAGCCUCAGGGUGUUUGAAAAGGGUGUGAUCACUCUAGGGCUGAAAUUAAAGGCUGCUUUCUUUUCCUUCUGAAGCCAGGCUGCUUCUCUGGAGCACACCCUCCUGAGCCAGGAACACAGGCACUAGCUGAAAGCAGGGAUUGUUUCGGGGAAGCCCAUUUACCCUCAGUAGGAAGGCAGCCUGGUCACUUGAACAGCACAGCUGAGGCUGCUUCUCUCAAUUUACUCAUUUUGCAAAGAAUUGACCUCUACCAACUCAUUAGGGAGAGAAAAAAAAAAUCGCUUAGUAAUUUUAGAUCAUCGAGAAGUCCCGUAUCAAGUGCCAACAACUGCAAAGAAACGCAGCUAGAGGAAUGUAUUGAAAUUAUUACUGGGUCUUCCUUUUAAUGAGAAAAUGACCAAAAUGGUUGCUGUAGCCCUGCCUGGUUUUGUACACGUUUGUCUAAGGAUUGAGUUGGCACUUAAGUUCACUUCUCAAAGUAUAAUAAUAUUGUAUGACCUCAUUUGUCCUUUCACAAAAGCACUUGCAUCAUUUCCUUAAGUCAUCUGCUCCCUGACAUGUUUUCUUCCCGAAUAAACAACUUCUGUCUGUUAUUCCUGCCAAUGAUGUUCUGUUUCUGAUGCCAUAUCCUAUUGAGCGUGCCCCUGCACUAAUAUCACUGAAAAUAUUGAUAUGCAAACACAUUUCCUUUUCAUCCCCAUUCCAUCUUUUCUUUUGGGACAGAUUGCUUUCCAAAAGUUCAUGAACAAGUAUUUGGAAUGCUGGUACCUUUGGGGCAGAGGUAAGGGUGGGUGGGGUGGGGGCAGAAAGGUAAUGCUUAAUGCAGAUACUCUUCUAAUCAGUGUCCGUGGCAAUAUGAACGCUUGAAGACAACUCAGUGACGUAUCUUGCUCAGUAGUUUCUUAUUCCUGAAGAACCACAAGCAUAAAGUGAGGCCUCAGUGCUGGUGCUCUUGGAGUAUGGGGAAUGUGCAAAUAUUGAACUGUUUUGUAUGCUGCACAUUGCAGGUCUGCUCAUGUGCAUUCUCCCUUUGUCUUCCUUUGUCAUAUGUGUUGUUGCUUUUUUGAAAGUGCAGUCUUUAUUGUACCCUCCUCCAGCUUGUAGCAAAUUAGAAUGCUUAGCAUUUAUGUUCAUUCAUUAUUGUAUUUGCCAUGUAAAAUUUUUAUUAUCUUAGACAAGCUUAUAAGCUGUUACUACAUAACUUAUCUUACUGUAACUCUUUUAUUUCCCCCGACGUUGUAAUUUGUUUGUGAUGUAUAUUGUGAGAUUGUAUUCUAUGUUAAUUUAAUCAGCACAAUUCACUGACAUGCUGGACUGACAUGCUGGCUGCUGUUUCAAAGUGUAAAGUUUGUGUAGGGCUGUUGGGACAACUGCAACUCUGUUGUCAAGGUACUGUGCUUUGGUUCCUAUAGCAACACUGGGUGUGGCCCUCAAAUUGCUAAGGGCAUUUAACACACCCUGGAGCAAAUUUUAACUGCAGAUUUUCUUUGUAGAAAUUCUAUGUAUAAUGCAGGUACCUACUUGGCCCAUGGCUGGUAACUAUUUGGGCAAUUAGAGAAAAAAAAACAAAAAACCAUAAAAACUAGUGUCUAUUGCUGCUUUGAAUAUGUUUGAAAGUCUGAAAAUGUAAAUAGUUUAUCAAAAAAAAAUCUUGUACAGUCCAGUGUAAAGUUUUUAAAUGACCGUAAGGGUUGCCAUCACAUCUUUCUCACACUCUCCUCUUGAUAAUAAUAAUUAAAAGUUUGCAAAGGAUUAAAGAAAUGGGAAAAAUUUUUUAAAUCUUCAAAUUUACAGGAAUGAAUUAUUGUUCUUAGCUUUGUUGCUACACAAACUUCUCGGAUUUUGUUGUGCAGUAUUGAAGUGAGAUAAAGCUCAACAUUGAAUAAUCUUUCAGUGGUACUUUUCAAAGUCUUCCCCUCCUCUGCCUCAUAAUUAAGGGAAAGGACAAAAUUGAAAGACACACUGUCUUUAUCUAUCCUGGUGUAUGUUGGCACCUUAGCUACUUUUUUUUUUUUUUUCCUUUUUGCACAAGGUGCUUUCCUGAUAUGUUCAACAUGCCAUCUUUGGGUGAUAAUGUAUAUGCCGUGAUGGGGUUCAGGCCCCUUAGGGGAGUGUCUAUAAGAACUGCCUAUUUAUGCUCAUUUACCUCAAGACUGUCCUCUCUACCCUAAUCUAGUUGUCAUCACUCCAUCUUUUGUACUGCUGUUGACACUUACAAAUUAAAGAUAAAUUUUGUUUUAUGA